Nycticebus coucang (slow loris) is the source of this 793-nucleotide messenger RNA. RefSeq names its product N-alpha-acetyltransferase 10, NatA catalytic subunit (gene NAA10). The record is from RefSeq and is a predicted model, not a curated record. Gene Ontology annotation, cellular component: NatA complex. The transcript is spliced from 8 exons. Gene Ontology annotation, biological process: N-terminal peptidyl-glutamic acid acetylation. Gene Ontology annotation, molecular function: protein N-terminal-serine acetyltransferase activity; protein-N-terminal-glutamate acetyltransferase activity. The coding region runs from base 19 to 726 and encodes 235 amino acids. NCBI's taxonomy places the organism in Eukaryota, Metazoa, Chordata, Mammalia, Primates, Lorisidae.
CGCGACCCCGCCGCCGUUAUGAACAUCCGCAAUGCGAGGCCAGAGGACCUGAUGAACAUGCAACACUGCAAUCUCCUCUGCCUGCCCGAGAACUACCAGAUGAAAUACUACUUCUACCACGGCCUGUCUUGGCCCCAGCUCUCCUACAUUGCUGAGGAUGAGAAUGGGAAGAUUGUGGGGUACGUCCUGGCCAAAAUGGAAGAGGACCCAGAUGACGUGCCUCACGGACAUAUCACCUCGCUGGCUGUGAAGCGUUCCCACCGGCGCCUUGGCCUGGCUCAGAAGCUGAUGGACCAGGCCUCUCGAGCUAUGAUAGAGAACUUCAAUGCCAAAUAUGUCUCCUUGCAUGUCAGGAAGAGUAACCGGGCUGCCCUGCAUCUCUAUUCCAACACCCUCAACUUUCAGAUCAGCGAAGUGGAGCCCAAAUACUAUGCAGAUGGGGAAGAUGCAUACGCCAUGAAGCGGGAUCUCACCCAGAUGGCUGACGAGCUGAGAAGGCACUUGGAGCUAAAGGAAAAGGGCAGGCACGUGGUGCUGGGUGCCAUUGAGAACAAGGUGGAGAACAAAGGCAAUUCACUUCCAAGCUCUGGAGAGGCCUGUCGUGAGGAGAAGGGCCUGGCUGCUGAGGAUAGUGGUGGGGACAGCAAGGACCUCAGCGAGGUCAGCGAGACCACGGAGAGCACAGACGUCAAGGACAGCUCAGAAGCCUCUGACUCUGCAUCCUAGAGCCUGCUGCAUCCCAUCCUCACCCCAUGAGCUUUCAUAAUAAAUUUCACCAUGUGCCCCUGGGAAA